AUUGUCUGUUGGCUUUAUAUGGUCUCCUUGGCGUGCAGUUUUGGAGGACGCGAUUUUCCUGAACGAGGGAGGCGACCGCGCACCAAGACGGAUAUUCUUUCUGGAAACGUCCAGGAUCCGAACUGUCGGGGCGCGGACAGCAUGCGCCGUAGAGUCCGCAUCUCGACUCCAUCCUCUCUGGUCGGUCCACUACUUGCACGCCUCUGUGAGACUGCUGUCGCCUUUCUGUCCGUUCGUGACGCUUCUGCGUACCUUCCGAAACGUGCGAUUGGCUCACCUGGACUACAAGAGCCAUUUUAAGGACACCGUCCUCGACCUGUGGCUUCGCGAGGGCGCCUACAUGCGCGGCCCGUACGAGGCGGUCCACUUGUCCGAUGGUCUCAGGCUGGGUUUGCUGUUCAAACAUGGUGGCGUGUACGUCGACUUCGACGUCAUCUUUCUGAAGAGCCUGGAAGGCAUAGACGACGCCGUGGUGGCCUGUUCCGCUGACGACACGGUCACUAACAACUUCUUCGCCUUUUCUGCGCGCCAUUCCUUCAUCCGGGAGUGCCUAGAGGACUUCGUCUGGGGUUACUAUCCAAAGGACUGGGGUUACAACGGGCCCAGGGUUGUGCGCAGAGUCCUCCUCCGAUGGUGCAAUGCAACCAGGGUAGAGCAAGCGCUGGACAACAGACGGCGCUGCCGCGGAGUGACUCUGCUGCCACGCAACCGGCUUCUGCCGCUGAACCACACGACGGCACACCAGCUUUUCCACGCUGCCGCCGGCCCGAACGUCAGCGAGUCAUUCGGCCAGAGCUAUUUGGUGCACACGUUCCACAGUCGCACCCGCGACAUCCAGGCCGAGCGCGGGUCGUUCCCCAGGCAGCACACCAGCAUUGGCUUCGUCAGUAGUGCUUACAUCAUCACUGCAGCAUCGGCCGAUUGUGAGCUCUGA
Dermacentor andersoni is the source of this 934-nucleotide messenger RNA. Its product is annotated as lactosylceramide 4-alpha-galactosyltransferase-like. The record is from RefSeq and is a predicted model, not a curated record. Gene Ontology annotation, molecular function: hexosyltransferase activity. Gene Ontology annotation, biological process: glycosphingolipid biosynthetic process. Lineage: Eukaryota; Metazoa; Arthropoda; Arachnida; Ixodida; Ixodidae.